GCACUCUCUAGAGAGAAUUCAAUCUUCUAGCCUAGUUGCGGUUCGUCUGGUCCCUCCCCCUCGUCAAGUCCGGUUUGAUGUCAACGACACAGUGAAAAUCUCAAGAAAAGCAGUAUGGCUUCGUUUUUCGCGGAGCUGGUGGAGGGCUUUUCGGCUGAUUAUGCCCUGAAGCCCGCCGAAUUCAAGCAGGCGGAAAGCAUCAAGGAGAAGAAGAUCAGCUACGGAAGGGUCUCGGAGCUGGUGAGUCAGUUUGAGGGACUAAAGGGAAAAAGCGGAAAGAGUAGUGGAAGUACAUCUUCUCCGACCGGCGACCUUGCACAGCACCCGACUAUAGGAGCGACAGCGGUACUACAACUGCGGGAGCAAGAGUCCUCCUCCUGCACGGAAUCUGCUAGCAGCACUGCAAUAUCUCACAGAAAAAAGCUGGCAGGGCAUAUUUGUAAUGCAAAAAUAAAUUUAAAUACACAGAAAAACCUGUCAUGGGCGACCUCGUAGCAUGCUAUUUCGGGUAUGCAAUACAAGUUUUUUUGUCUAUUUAUUUUUGCAUUACAGCCAGCUUUUUUCUCUGGGAUAUGCAAUCGCUCCAAUCACCGGAAACAUUUCGAGUUCCAGCUCCUCCUCCGGUGAGGAGCAGGGCACCUCGGCCUGGGGCCCAUCUUCUCGUGGUGCCGAAAACGGAGCGGCUUAUCAUGCGCAAGUGCAUCUUCAACGGCGCCGGGCGCCGACAACUGCCGAACAGGAAGGAGACAAUCCCUUCCUCGAUUUUGCUUCGGGACUGUUCAACAGCUUGGUCAGCGGCGACUUUGAGUGGACGGAUGGAGGCAGUAGCAGUAACGCGAACAGGAGACAAAGCAGACCACCUGAGCAGCACCACGACCAGGGGUCCGCACUUUUCACGAGGGUCGCGACGAGUGACGAACCGAUGACCCACACCAGCGCGCCCGCGCCCCACCCGGACCCGCUGCGAGCGCAAGGUUUAUUUCCAAUGCCACCGGAGCGACAGCCUGUUGCACAGGAGGAACCAGAUGACAUAGCGCACCCGGGAGGUGCGCCGGAACACUUGCAGUCGCCGAAAUUAUCCCACUCGUCAAGCUCCUCAGCAGCCACGCCGCCACGCACCGACGCAAUGAUUGCGUCGCCCGCUGCGGGCCGCGCUACCUCAACGACCUUUUCACCCGACCCGCCGCCGUCGAGCAACAAGAAGCUCCUUUCAUCCGCCCCUGCACCGCCUUCAAACUCGCAGUUCGCUGCCGUGAUGCGGAUAGAAAGAGAGUGGUACGAGAAGGGGGAUGAGGAAAUAAACGCGACCUGCUCCUCCGGCGCAGAUGAUGGGGUAACCGGAAGUAGUCAGAAUAGGGUAUCAGGCUCCUCGUCGACGAACACCGAUAUUGACGCCCGCCUGGAGAAGUUUCUCGCGCGUUUUGCUGACUACCAGACGGAAAUCGUGAAGUUGCCGUCGGCGGCGUCGUCUUCGGCCGAUGUCGGUAAACUAGUUAUCCGGAUUUGUCGUUUUUGAUUCCUUUUUCGUUUCAAAACGGAAUAUCUCGUGCUGUGGAGGUUUGAGUGCUCGUAAAAAAAUAGCAUGAUAAUUAUUCCAAACGAGUAGAAGAACGGAACCUUGUGCAUAGAUGCUUUUGGCAUCAUUAUGCGUUACGACUUCAUCUGCACGAUCAUGAACAACAGGCUCCAGAGGAGGUCUCGUCACUGACCAUCGGGCAACUACCGCACCGGCAGCAAACACGUACCGCAUCCGCGGCCGCGACGUGGUGCUCCACUGGAACACGGACAGCUACUUCCUCGAGGUGAUUGACGGGCCGAUGCGGCAAAAUUUGGAAGAUUACCUGGUCACAGGUGACGUCUCCACCGCACGGUACGACGAGCUUUCCCCGCUGAAGAAGCUGAACAAGUUCACCGACGCCAGUAGCUCCGCGAAAAAGCAGUUUUCCUUCAACGACCACGAGUGUUCCUACAACCGCAUCGAGGCGAUGCGCGUCGCGAAGGAGCAGGCGAAGCUGCGCGCGAAGAUGUCGGCAUCGAAUAGUUACACCGGAGAAAGCGGGUUGGGAGGCUCGAUAAGCACAAGCAGCGUCCAGGCUUUUAGCAGGUAUACUGAAUUUUUAUGCUAGGCGGGAUCGAUCUGCUUGUGUUCGUGUUGACGUGUUAUCGGCGCGUACGAAACCAUGACAAAGUCAUGCAGGGCUACUAGAUAAAAACAGCAUCAAGUGAAUUUAUUUACUCAUUUCCGCAAACCGUAAAUAAACUCAAACUCCAGGUAUCGUAAAUGGCACGAAGCCGCGCUGAAGAAGGAAGCGCCGAUCGACGCUUAUGGCAAUCGUGUGGAGCAAUCGACCGGGCUUUCGUCGUACUUUGGCAGCAUGUUUCAAAGUGACGCGGGGAGCAGCAUGGUGACCGAAAGAGAGACCGGUAUAGAGCGCCAAGGCACCGAGGUAAACACAGACCCGGUAAUGUACACCCCACCUGUAAUGCUGAAUCCUUUAGGAAGUUAUGCCGCUCUGUAGUGCGUGCAGUGUGAAAACGAAAACUCAAGCUCGAAACUUUUUCUAGACGAAGAAGCAGCUCGAGCGAAAAUCGGUCUGAAGUGUACAAAAAUGUAAAGAUCUCAAGUAUCACAUCUUGAUCUUCCAAAACCUUCCGAUAUGCGGGCUCUUGUGCGGUGCACCAGGUGCGCAGAUCCAAGGAUGGAAUAAGAAGC
Messenger RNA from Amoebophrya sp. A120, 2713 nucleotides. Lineage: Eukaryota; Dinophyceae; Syndiniales; Amoebophryaceae. The record is from the annotation of a GenBank genome assembly.